This is a messenger RNA of Yamadazyma tenuis ATCC 10573, 475 nucleotides long. The record is from RefSeq and is a predicted model, not a curated record. Lineage: Eukaryota; Fungi; Ascomycota; Pichiomycetes; Serinales; Debaryomycetaceae.
AAUUACCGGGUUGCAUUGGGCCGCUAUCAACAAUCGAAUGGAAACUGUAAAGUAUUUUGUGGAGAACACUGACAUCGAUGUGAAUGUGUUUGGAGGUGAGCUACAAGCAACUCCGCUUCACUGGGCAUGUAGGAAUGGGUUGGUGAACAUGGUGAACUACUUAGUCAACCAUGGGGCUGACCCUACCUUAAGGGAUUCUCAAGCAUACAAUGCGUUGCACUUAUCGGUGCACAGUUCCAAUAUCAUGUUGGUGAUAUACAUACUUUACAAGUGCUGUGGGUCCAACGGCAGCAUCUAUGUUGACGAAACCGACAGCUCGAACAGGACCAGUUUGCACUGGGCCUGUUACCAAGGAGACAUUUUGACGGUUCAAGCAUUGCUCAAGUUUGGUGCUGAUGUAAAUAAAGUUGACGACGGAUUAUUUGUACCCUUACACUGGUCAUUCAUGAAGGCAUACAAGCCGUUGUUGAAGGUU